AUGCUCUUUCCUUUUAUUCCAUUUUUUAAUCUCUCGUUGUCUUAUCUCCUAUUUGUCAAGAUUCCCAUCCUUCUCUCUCUCUCUCUCUCUCUCUCACUCUCUCUCUCUCUCUCUCUUUACAUUUAUCUAAUAUCUUAUUUAAUAACACAUUGUCUUUGGCAUCUCCCAUGCUUUCUUUGCUUUGGUUACCUUCUUCCUCCACGUCGCUAUACUAUUAGUUCUUACGUAAAUUCUCCAUCUUUCUUUCUGUUAUUUUCUACGUUUCUCAUUUCUUGUUUUUCCUUUCUUUUCUUUUCUUUAAUUCUUUUUUCUGCUAACCAUUAUUUCUUCUACUCGUUGUUUCUUCCUUUCUUUCAGUCAGUCUUUCUUUUUAUCCAUUUCUUGUUUCUUUCUUUCUUUUUUCUUUCUUUCUUUCUUUCAUUCUUUUUUCUUUCUUUCUUUCUUUUUUUCUCAUAUUUUUCUUUAAACUUAUUUUGUUUUCUCCUUCCUCACAGUGCCACUACAUCCUUUCUUUUUAUUCAUUUUUUGUUUGUUUGUUUGUUUCUUUCUUUCUUUCUUUCUUUCAUUCUUUCUUUCUUUCUUUCUUUUAAUGACAUUUCUCUAGUAGAAUUCUUUUUUCUGCUAACCAUUAUUUCUUCUACUCUUUGUUUUUUCCUUUCUUUCAGUCAGUCUUUCUUUUUAUCCAUUUCUUGUUUCUUUCUUUUUCUUUCUUUCUUUCUUUCAUUCAUUCAUUCUUUCUUUCUUUCAUUCUUUUUUCUUUUUUUUUUCUUUCUUUCUUUCUUUCUUUCUUUCUCAUAUUUUUCUUUAAACUUAUUUUGUUUUCUCCUUCCUCACAGUGCCACUGUCUUAUUAUCCUUCCUUUUAUCCAUUUCUUUCUUUCUUUCUUUUAUUGAAAUUUUUCUGACAGCUUUUCUUUCUAUCCAUUUUCUUUCUUUCUUCUUUCUUUCUUUCUUUCUUUCUUUCUUUCUUUCUUUCUUUCUCAUAUUUUUCUCUAAACAAUAUUUUUUCUCCUCCUUCUCUUUCUCCUCCGAUUUCAUUAGGUUUCUACAUGUUUUUUUCUUUCCUUCUAACACUUUCUUUGCUUCUCUUCUCUUACUUUCACGUUCCUUUUACAAUCAACUUCAUUUUUUCUUCCUUAAACUAUUCUUCAACUUUCUCUUUAGAUUUUGUUGA
Acanthosepion pharaonis is the source of this 1173-nucleotide messenger RNA. The record is from the annotation of a GenBank genome assembly. NCBI's taxonomy places the organism in Eukaryota, Metazoa, Mollusca, Cephalopoda, Sepiida, Sepiidae.